AUGCCUCCUUCCCAGGAUUUCAAUGCUUGGUACCUCGAUGUCAUUUCCCAGGCUGAGCUUGCUGAUUACGGCCCUGUUCGUGGUACCAUGGUUAUUCGACCAUACGAUUAUGCCAUUUGGGAAGCUAUUCAGGUUGACACCGAGUAUCCCAUACCAAUCGACUUCACCAUUUACCUUGUUUUCUGCAGAUAUGUACACAUCAACAAUGGUGGACAUCUGAGAGAUGCCAUCAAGAUCAGAACACAGGUUAGUGGUCAAAGAGGAACCCUUUGGUGGCAUGCUCACAUUGCUUGGCAGCGACCAACCAUCUAUGGUGCAAUUAUCAUAUACCCUCAUAUGCCUUACACAUUCUCAACUCCAAUCGAAGCGGAAAUCCCUAUAAUAUUCGGUGAAUGGUGGAAUUUACCUGUUGAAGGAAUAGAAACUGAAAUGAAACAGUAUGGUAAUGGUCAUAACUCAUCAGAUGCUUAUAUAAUUAAUGGUUUGCCUAGAUCACUCUACCGAUGCUCUAUUACAGGUAUGGAGAAUGCCAAAAUUGUGGGUUGGAUUUCUGAAAUGCAUUUCACAAACACAACCACAACCACAUUCUUUUCGUGUUUUAUUAAAACUAUGGGCUGUAUUGAAGCUUGGAUUCUUGGAAAAAUGUAUCAUGUGGAAACAGAAACAUAA
Lactuca virosa is the source of this 669-nucleotide messenger RNA. Lineage: Eukaryota; Viridiplantae; Streptophyta; Magnoliopsida; Asterales; Asteraceae. The record is from the annotation of a GenBank genome assembly.